AUGACUCCAAAACACCUUGGAAUCAUCACGGUGCUGCGUUUUGCGGAUAAUCGAAAGCUUCACGCUGGCGCAGUUCACGAUGCUGCUGCUGUCCUAAUCGACAAUGUUUCCAAGGGGGAGCAGGGGCGCCAGCGGAACUGGUCAGGUCAAGCUGCUCUCGCCUGGUGGAUAAAGGGUUCGGACAACAACAAGUACGAAGAUCAACGAUUCGAUUCCCGACAACUACGACAAAAUACCGAGGGGCGAGGUUUGCAGCAGGCGCCCGAGGGUCAGGUCAAACUGCAGCCCCCCAAUCCGACGCCACAACGCCAAUAG
Fusarium venenatum is the source of this 315-nucleotide messenger RNA. The record is from RefSeq and is a predicted model, not a curated record. Lineage: Eukaryota; Fungi; Ascomycota; Sordariomycetes; Hypocreales; Nectriaceae.